Silurus meridionalis is the source of this 2690-nucleotide messenger RNA. RefSeq names its product orthopedia homeobox a (gene otpa). Gene Ontology annotation, molecular function: DNA binding; DNA-binding transcription factor activity, RNA polymerase II-specific. NCBI's taxonomy places the organism in Eukaryota, Metazoa, Chordata, Actinopteri, Siluriformes, Siluridae. The record is from RefSeq and is a predicted model, not a curated record. The transcript is spliced from 2 exons. Bases 823 to 1836 code for a protein of 337 amino acids. Gene Ontology annotation, biological process: neuron differentiation; regulation of DNA-templated transcription.
UCAAACGAAUCACGCGGAGGUAAAAGGACACUUGUUUACUAUUUCUGUCUGAAACAACCGUAACAAUGGUGUGUGUUUUGAAAGAGGUCGAAGCUUUUCCGGAACCCCAAAUCGCUCUGGAAUUUGGAAGUUGGGAUAAAAACCUAAUAAUAACCUUGGGUGAGAAAUGAGAAAUGAACGCAUGUGAGUGGCUGACACGGGUCGGCUUCAAAAAGCUGAUUGGCUCUCAUUUGAAGCCUCUUACGGGGCUAUACAACUAUUAAGCACCUCCCCGUUGCUCUAAAGGGCAUUAUAAUGCAGGGGACCUCCUUUUUAAAACCCCAAUAUAUAUAUACAUAUAUUAAAUAGGUUAAAAUCUCAGAGUGAUUUUUUUUUCAGGAAAAUAAAACAUCAACCUUGGAGCGGAGCAUGAUGCUCUCGCACGUCGACCUGCUGGACGCUCGGCUUGGUGAGUAUCCAUCGCUCGGUGUGCAGACUGAACGCGCUCAGGACGUUCUCUCUCUCCACCUUGCUCUCUCCAUCGCUCUGUCUACUCCAGUCAGUGAAAACUGACAAUUUGUUCCUGACUCUAAUACGGUUUAAAGUGAUCUAAUUUACUUAAAGAAAAAGGUAAUCAUCAUUAUUAGAUUACGAAGUCAUUUAAAUAUAUUGAUGUCAUUGAAUAGACACUUUUAUCAUGCGUAAUUGAGGGGUGUGUGUGCGCUCCUCUCGUAUUAUUCCUGUUCUGCAACAGCGUAACAGCAAUUGGGAUGCUUUCGACACACUUCAGUGUGCACUUUUGCGCUAAAAUUGUGAGCUUUACCGUUACCCGUCUCUUUGAAUAUGAUUGGAGGAGAUCAUUCUAUCUUCGGAGCAGGCGAGAAACAGGAGUUUGACCUGGUUGCAUGUAUGGGGGCAUGUGUGUAUCUUGCAGGGAUGAAGGAUGCUGCGGUGGAGCUCCUGGGACACAGAGAGGCACUAAAGUGCAGACUGGGGGUCGGUGUCGGGGUGUCUGAGCCCGGACAUACCGGAGAACUACGCCCGAGUACAGAAACCCUGGAAGGCGCGACUCAUCUUCCCGGGGACGAGCUCGGCAACGUUGGAUCCAAUCCUCCGAACGGCAAAGAGCAAGACAAGCAGCAGCAGCAGCAACAAAACCAAAACUCAGCGCAGGCCGUAAGUCAACAAACGCAGAAACAGAAACGCCACCGGACCCGCUUUACGCCUGCGCAACUCAACGAGCUGGAACGCAGUUUUGCUAAAACGCACUAUCCGGACAUCUUCAUGAGAGAGGAGCUCGCGCUACGCAUCGGUUUGACGGAAUCGCGCGUGCAGGUUUGGUUCCAGAAUCGACGUGCCAAGUGGAAGAAGCGCAAGAAGACCACAAACGUGUUCCGCGCGCCAGGCACCUUACUCCCGACUCAUCACGGUUUACCGCAGUUUCCUUCUGCGGCUAUUAACGACAGCCUAUGCUCGUUUCACGCAAACGACACGCGCUGGGCUGCGGCCGGGAUGCCCAGUGUCUCUCAGCUACAGCUUCCCCCUGCGCUCGGACGUCAGCCUGGCAUGGCGCAGUCUCUGUCGCAGUGCAGCCUGGGAGGCGCGGGCCCGGCGGGUCCUGGCUCCAUGGGUCUGUCUAACAUGGCGUCUAACGGCUCGGCCCUGCAGUCGCAUCAUCUAUACCAGCCCACGUUCCCAGGCAUGGUGCCCGCGUCACUCGCGGGCCCGACAAGCGCCAGUGCCUCCACGCAACUGUGCAACUCGUCAUCGACAGAUAGUGACGUGUGGCGCGGCACGAGCAUCGCGUCACUGCGUCGCAAAGCGCUCGAGCACACAGUCUCCAUGAGUUUCACUUAAUGGGUUCCGAAAGCGAUCCUUUGUCGAUUUCUUUUUUCUUCUUUUACACAAUUUGUUUCUCUCUCAAAGCCCUGACAUUAAAUUUGUUGACCUACUGAAAUCUAAAGCAUAUGGACCCGGGUGUUAAUUUAACACUUCCCUCCACACAACACACACACACACACACACACACACACACACACACACACAUCUAUCUAUCUAUCUAUCUAUCUAUCUAUCUAUCUAUCUAUCUAUCUAUCUAUCUAUCUAUCUAUCUAUCUAUCUAUCUAUCUAUCUAUCUAUCUAGCAGGCCCGUUAUUUGAGACUUGUACACCAAACACGCUGCACAUUACAGACAGAAUGCAAAGCGCAUAUUUGCAAUAUUCACGGGACGCUACCUGCCUUGUGAGUUUUUAAUUAAUGGACACAAAUACUUGCAUAUUGCGGACCACGAAUCUUUUUUGUUUGUUUGUUUUUACAGUAAAUAAACAGAAGUAUUUAAAGGGCAAAUGAUGUAAAAAGAGAGAAAGAGAAAAAAAAUCACAAUAAUAAACGUCGAAUGCAUGUGUGGACGCCAGUAUCCGAUAAGGGCCAACUGACCAUUUAUUCUAUUUAUUAUUUAUUUUAAUAAAAAAAAAUGAUUUUACUGUUUUAGGGUAUGCUGUUCUACAGGAUGUUUUGUGUAGACAAAGCAUUCUUACAUUGCUUUUGAUUUGUGAUAUGUUCUAAGUUUGUCUGUGCGUAUACAAUACAGAUUUCUUACAUUUCUUAAUCGUUAUAUGCUUUCCUGGACAUAUUUAUAUCGAUUAAAUGUAAUGUCAAAUAAAAUAAUUUUGAAUGUCAUCUCGUGAACGUAAAGCCUACUUUAUAAUUUG